Striga asiatica is the source of this 606-nucleotide messenger RNA. Lineage: Eukaryota; Viridiplantae; Streptophyta; Magnoliopsida; Lamiales; Orobanchaceae. The record is from the annotation of a GenBank genome assembly.
AUGGUGGGCCCAAAGUUCGCGAUCCUCAUGUGCGCGGAGGAUUCAGACUACAUAAAGCAGACUCACGGCGGUUAUUACGGCGUUUACCUGCGCAUGCUGAAGGAAGACGGUGAGACCUGGGACAUGUACCACGUGGCAGGCGGCACUUUUCCCGCGGACGACGUGCUCGGAGACUACGACGGCUUCGUCAUCACCGGAAGCUGCAACGACGCCCACAGUGAUGACACGUGGAUCCUCACCCUCCUAUCUCUGCUCCACAAGCUGCUCGCCUUAGAAAAGAAGAUUCUCGGCAUUUGCUUUGAGCGGUCGAAGACGGGAUGGGAUAUCGGGAUUACUAAAGUCAAUAUGAAGAACUCGCGAUUUCCGGCUUGUUUGGAAAUUCCGUCUUCUCUUUCCAUCAUCGAGUGCCACCAGGACGAGGUACGGGAAAUUCCUCCAAAGGCGGAAGUGUUAGCAUGGUCGGACAAGACUGGGGUGGAGAUGUUGGUGUAUGGGGAGCAUGAAUCACUUGGGAAGGAGGUAAAGUCUAAGUUGGGAGAGUUUGAGGCUGAUACCCAAGCAUGGAAGAAACUAUGCGUGAGCUUUCUCAAAGGGAGAUUGUCAUGA